Molecule: messenger RNA, 247 nt
Organism: Suillus fuscotomentosus
Lineage: Eukaryota; Fungi; Basidiomycota; Agaricomycetes; Boletales; Suillaceae
Exons: 1
Coding region: 16-246 (76 amino acids)
Source: RefSeq, a predicted model, not a curated record
CCCCAUUAUAGCGUGAUGUAUGGAAGGUUCUUGCGUGAAGGGACAUCCCGGGCUGCAUUGGUGAAUUUGAUAUCGGUGAUUCUGGUGCAGUAUUUGCAACCAGACGUCUUCUGUCUGAUGAUCACCAAGAUGUAUCAUUAUCAGCAACGGGGAUUACUAGUAACGCCAUUUCAAGGGCUUGUGGACCGGAGCAGCGGGCGAUCAAUGCUACAGCUACUCCACUUACCCAUCACGCAAGGCAGCUAAG